Messenger RNA from Eriocheir sinensis (Chinese mitten crab), 10620 nucleotides. Its product is annotated as homeodomain-interacting protein kinase 3-like. Gene Ontology annotation, biological process: peptidyl-threonine phosphorylation; peptidyl-serine phosphorylation. NCBI's taxonomy places the organism in Eukaryota, Metazoa, Arthropoda, Malacostraca, Decapoda, Varunidae. The transcript has 21 exons. Gene Ontology annotation, molecular function: ATP binding; protein serine/threonine kinase activity; protein tyrosine kinase activity. The record is from RefSeq and is a predicted model, not a curated record. Bases 574 to 4803 code for a protein of 1409 amino acids. Gene Ontology annotation, cellular component: nucleus; cytoplasm.
CAUUUCCGACCCCAAAACUGUCUCCUCGAUCCCAAGAACUGGCUUCACGUGUAGCUAACAUUAAACCGACUAAUUAUCUGCGUUUCACGGCAAUAGUUAUGGGUCAGAAACCGGUAAAUACGCUGGUGUGAGUACGAUAACGUGGCAGCCUGGGCGAGGCGUGCAGGAACAGUGUGAGUGAGGUGUGAAGAAGUGAAGACUGAGGGUGAGAGGGCUGCGUCGGGGGGCUCAAAUAUUGCUUUUUUCCUGUCCACUCCCUGGAUUUUACCAUGAACAGGGGACAGCGACGGGACCAAACCCCCCUCGUGUGUUGUGCAAGGGAUGUGUGAGUGCGCGUGUAGCCUCCGCAACAUGAAAACUAGUUAGGGGAGAUGGGGAUGAACUGACGGAGAGAAAAGCGAAAAUGGCUGACGAGUGAGUUGCCAGGUGCUGAAGACGACGGUGUGCUGCGGAAUGCUCCAGGACGCAGCCAGGAGGUGGAGUGAGACCAGCAGGGCUGCUGACCUGGGGUGCUGCUGAGCCAGCACAGGAGCAGCUGACUCAAGUGAUACAUUCCUUGAUAUACUUUGGGGAAUGCAUGACAUGUUCAUCUCUCCGGCGGGAGGUGAGCCCAGUGCAGUCUUGCAUGCCCCUGCCACUUCUGGACAGUGCCUGCAGAGGAAGCGAAAAUUGGACCAGAUUGGCAGUGGUUACAGCAGCACUGCAUCCAGUUAUACAGUGACUGCCACAGCAGUGCCAGCCCAAACACUAGCAGCCAAACACCUCUCCCAUCAGGCUGGUAGUUUGUUUAGUGAUGGCGUGACCUUGAGCCAGAGCAAGCCGCCGCAGCAGCAGCAGCAGCCGCAGCAGCAACCGCCUCCCCCCCACCAGACUCCACAGGACCAUCAUCAACAGCAGCAGCAUGGGCAACAUCAGCAGACUCACAAGAUUAGUAGUAACAGCACUGCCUCUUCAUCCUCCUCCUCUUCAUCAUCAUCAGGACACCACCACCACCACCAUCACCACCACCACCACCACUCAGCCAGAGUGGCAGGUUCAACUGUCAGUUACCAACACCAGCAACAUCACCACCAGCCUGUACAACAGCAACGAGCAUCAACCAUCAAGCUCUUAGAUCCAUAUCAAAAGUGCUCCACAAAGCGCAAGUGUUUCGACCACAAUGGUCACAGUGGCGGUAACUCAGGUGUAGAGAGCAGUAAGGUGGGGGCCCCAGGUGGUGCCCCAGCCACGACCACCAAGACGGUGGCCCACGGUAAGGUGGCCCUGGGUGGCGGCCAAAACAAUGCCACCAAGGGCGGAAACUCCUCAGCUGCAGAUGGAGACUACCAGCUGGUGCAGCAUGAGACACUGUUUUCACUCACAGCACAAUAUGAAGUGCUGGAGUUCCUGGGGCGGGGCACGUUCGGUCAGGUGGUCAAGUGCUGGAAGAAAGGCACAAGCGACAUUGUGGCCAUCAAGAUCCUCAAAAACCACCCCUCAUAUGCUAGACAGGGUCAGAUUGAGGUUGGAAUCCUUACAAGACUUAGCCAGGAGAAUGCAGAUGAUUACAACUUCGUUCGAGCCUUUGAGUGUUUCCAACACAAGAACCACACCUGUCUGGUGUUUGAGAUGCUGGAGCAAAACCUCUAUGACUUCCUCAAACAGAACAAAUUUUCCCCAUUGCCCCUCAAGUUUAUACGACCCAUACUUCAGCAGGUCUUGACAGCUCUCCUCAAACUUAAGCAACUUGGCCUCAUUCAUGCUGAUCUCAAACCAGAGAACAUCAUGCUGGUAGAUCCUGUAAGACAGCCAUACCGUGUCAAGGUCAUAGACUUUGGCAGUGCAUCGCAUGUAAGCAAGGCUGUGUGCAACACCUACCUACAGUCACGCUACUAUCGAGCUCCAGAGAUCGUCCUUGGGCUUCCGUUUUCUGAAGCUAUUGACAUGUGGUCACUUGGCUGUGUUAUUGCUGAACUCUUCUUGGGAUGGCCACUUUACCCUGGGUCAUCUGAAUAUGACCAGAUUCGUUACAUCAGCCAAACGCAAGGGAUUCCUGCCGAGCACAUGCUGAAUAAUGCUACAAAAACGACCAAGUUUUUCUACAGGGAUAAUGAGUCCACCUAUCCAUUCUGGCGACUUAAGACACCUGAAGAACAUGAAGGAGAGACAGGCAUCAAGAGUAAAGAGGCCCGCAAAUACAUAUUCAACUGUUUAGACGACAUGGGCCAAGUUAAUGUGCCCACAGAACUUGAAGGUGGAGAACUGCUGGCAGAAAAGGCUGAUCGGAGGGAGUUCAUCGACCUCUUGAAGCGAAUGUUGACCAUGGACCAGGAGAGACGCAUCAGCCCUGGCGAGGCAUUACAACACAGCUUUGUCACACUUCAACACCUUCUGGACUACCCUCACUGUUCCAAUGUCAAGGCUUCCAUGCAGCAGAUGAUGGAGGUAUGUCGAAGGCCUGCUCCGCCUUAUCCAACUGCUGCUGCAGUAUCUCAGGCCCAGGCUCUCCCUCCCUCACUUAUGCCCAACUAUGUUCACACCACCAAUGGUUCUGUCACCCUUACUUUCAACAAUCAGAUCACUAACCAAUACGGGCUAUAUCAAAGCAGUCGCAGUGGCCGUGGAUACAGUGGAAGCAGUCGAGGAGAAGCUGCAGCAGCAGCAGCAGCAGCAGCAAGUUUUCAACCACAGUUGGUGUCCUCUAUUUUAUGUCCUCCUCCUUAUCAAGGCCUAGCCUCCCCCGGAAAACACGUGACGGUUGUUACUCAGCAACCUCAGUUACAGCUGCAGCCAUCACUGCUUCCCCAGCAGGUUGGUGGUGGAAGCCAAUAUGUGCCUGUGUCGAUGGUGGAGCAGCCAGCGCGUGGGAUGCUGCUUACUACAGGGGCAGCAGUGGGUGGUGGAUGGGGUCGGGGAGGGCAAAUGGCCUUGGUGCCAGGAGGUUGGCAGCAACUUCCUCAACCACCAACAUCCUUGCAGCAGCCAGCUAGUUUGCUUCCUGAUGCCACAGACGCUUGGCGGCGCACCUUUCUGGUGGACUCCUCAGUGGUACAGGGCGAUGCCCCACCUACCAUGUUUCCAGUCGAUCUCCAUCCAGAACUGUAUGAGUACCCUUCAGGAACGUGGACUGGAAGUAAGCGCCCUAGCAAGGCCUCCCUGAUGGGCCACUCGACCGCACAUGCUGCCCACACCCUCCAUGUCAGCGGCCGACCAGCCCAGCCGCCAGCCCAUGACAAAAAGGAUCUAAGUCAACAGUUGUCACCAGUCAAGAAGCGGGUGAAGGAGGGCACACCACCUGGGGCGCCCUCACACUGGGCUAACAGUGGCACUGCACCUCAAAUAAGCCACAGCAACUACCACACCAGUCACAACAGUCAUCAUUCAGCACAUCACAACGGGCACCAUCAGAGUCAUAUCCACCACCAGAGUCACCACUCGAGUCACCAUGCACCUCACUCCUCCAGCCAUCACCCUCUGUCCCACAGCAAUCACCAAGGUCACAGCAGCAGCAGCAGUAACAGUGGUAGCCAUAGCUCUCAUGCAGUUGGACAUUCUACUCAGCCCAGUCAGCAAACCCAUAGUAGUCAGCAGCACUCAAGCAGCAGUUACAGCAGCAGCGUGACUGGCAGCAGUCGUCAGCAGACUAUAACUAUCCGUGACACUCCAUCACCUGCCGUGUCAGUCAUAACUAUCAGUGAUAGUGAUGAUGAAGCUGGAGGUAAAUGUUGCAAGGAUCGUCACUGUUCCACGUGUGUCAACAACAAUCAUAACAAGAUCUCCACGAGUAGUUCACACCAGCAGUCUCAAGCAUCGCAUGAUGACAAAUACUCUAGUUUGUCCCACAACUAUUCCUCCGUUGGUGCGUCUCAGAGUCAGAAGAAGCGGCUCCUGGCCAAGGCUCAGAGUGAGUGUGUGCUGCAUGUGGCCAAGCCUGAGGCCCGUGACUACUCAACUCAGCAGACCAGAGACACCAGUUACUCCACUAGAGAGCACCUGGCACCCCCAGCUGCCCAUGUUCGAGAGUCCCUACUGCAGCCGCCUCCUGCCCACCAUGACAACCUCCCACCACCUGCAGCCCACACCCGUGACCCUGCUCGCACCCACUCUCACUCUCACUCCCACUCCUACACCCAGCCACCUCAGGCCCACAAAGACUAUACUGUGCCAUCAGGAGUCCACCCGCCUGGACACAAGGACUACUCCCAACCGCCAGUAGCCCACAGUAACCGUGACCAGCGCGUGGUGGUGGGGAGCGUCAAGGGAUGGGGCAGUAGCAGUGGUCGGGGCAGCAGCGUAGUGGUGGCUGGCCAGGGGAGCAGUGGAAGUAGCAGCAGCAGCAGCCUUAGCUAUGCUCACACCCUUGGACGGACACAUGUCCCAGGCAGCCACCACUCGCCAUCAUCACAGGCCCAUGGACUUUCACCAGUUUCACACCUGGCUGUCAGUGGCUCCUUAGCAGGGAUUGUACCUGCCCAGGCUGAUGUGUACAGGGAAUAUCGACGUGCUGCUCCUCCCCAGGCAGCCGCUGCAGCAGCAGCUGCUACACAGGUGUAUGUGGCCACCACCCAGCCCACUUACCUGCCCUCCUCUUUGCCAGCCACACACACAGUUAAUCCUUUCACACCAGGAGGGGCACUGCCACCACCAGCUCACCAUAGCAGUGGUCGUGCAGUACUGGCCGCCCCACCGGCCCAUCCUCUCCCAGCCCACAUGCAGCCCACUGCUGUGUUUCCUACACACCCUCAAGUAGCCCCUCCAUAUAAUGCUUACACUGCACUUUCUCCUGCCAAGAGCCAAUACCAAAGCAUUUGGUUCUCAGAAUAGUUGCCCAGUUUAAUGGGACAGUUCUGCAAGAUUAUAUUAGGCCUUUAAAUAUCCAGAAAAAGAGAAAUUAUGAAUUUAAAAGAAUACUGUACUUUACCCCCUACCCACCCCCCACACCUUUUUUUUAGGCCUUUAUAGUUUCAAGACUGAGAAAGGCAGGGUUGUCAUGAUGGAGGGGCUGGUGUAUGGAUGUGGCUUUUGCAUCUUCCCCCAUCUGCCCUUCUACAGUAGUACUUUACUGUGUGGAUCAGCAGCACCAGCACCUGGAACAAGGCUCUGCUGGGCUACUAAGACUUGAAUCUAGAAAAGCAGCGGGAUAACUGAUAAUGAUGUACAAGAAACAGGACUGAUUAUUUUGGUGCCAAGUGUUUGGGGUUCUCGGCAACAGAUUAGUGUUUACAAAGUUCAAGUAAGAAUAUGAAGUGUCAAAUAUAUCAUAUAGGUGUGGCACUCCAUGAUAUAAUUAGUCCCCUGUGAUUAUUGAUUGGGGGGCCCACAGUUUUGGGUUGAGUGUUAACUUGACACAAUCACAGCAUCAGUAUAGGCCCCAGAUUUGUGUGUAGAACUAGUGCAUGUACAAGUGUGCGCUUGUUUCCUGGUGAUGACACCCUCAGAGAGCAUUAUAACCGUGCGUCAGCCGUCCCGAGGGCGGGAGAACCGUCAGCAUAUUGUUGACGAGUGAAGACUAUAGUUAGUUAUUAUUUUUUUAAUUAUGAUUCCUAAAUGUAAUUAUUAUUUUUAUGUGAGCCUGAUUCAUGAGGUGACUGCAGCAUCAGUGAUGAAGGAUGGAUAAUGAGUGAGCACUGGCUUCUUUGGAUUACUUCUUUUGCCUUGGAAGAGUUUGUUUAACACAUACAGUUUUAAACUUUUACAUUAGCCAAAGAAGUUAUUGUUUGUUUUGUGUUGGACUUGAUAAGCUUUAUCAAGGGUGAGUUUUUUUUUGUUGAAAAAAAGUGAUGGAAUGAGUACAAGUUGAAAUUCAGCCUCUAUCUAGUAGGCUAACGAGACCAGGAAACUCUUCAAUCAGGCAGGCUUGUCAAUUGUGAAUUUUUACAGAUGUAUAUUUAUUUUAUGUUUUACCAUUCUUAACUAAAGUUUAAAUUAUUUUUAAGGGAAAAGGGCUUGACAACGGUCUGUAGUAGACUUAAUGUGUAGCACGAGUAGUAUUGUGUUUAUAGCCAACGAGGCCGAGGGACUUUGCACCAUGGGCUUCUUCCUGGCUCAGCUCAUCUUCCUGUAAGCACCCUGGGGAAGGUGUGAGCAAGAGGAGAGCGCCCACCACGGUGCGAUGCUCACCGGCUGCACCACGUUUGGUGUUUGUCCACAGGUUUGUUUGAUCUCUUAACAUAUACGCUUUCUUGAACUUCUUCCCUACGUGUAAAGGUGUUAUUUAUGUCUGGAGUGUGAUAUACCUUCUCUUUAUACUUGAUGAAGAAUCCUCUGCAUGGUUUUUGUGCUGGUUUCUUGACCAAGGUCUUUAGUGACCAUGAAGAGCAAAUAGCACUCAUGGGCUGACUGCCAACCCCACCACAACCCACCUCUUUGUCAAGAUCACUCCAUUGCUUAAAAUCUUGGGGUAUUAAUGUUCAUACCAAUAAGGGCUUAAAUAUUACUUACUAUUAUUUGUAUUGGUUUUUAGGUAUGUAGGGUAUAUAUAUGUAUACAUAUUUUAUUUUUUAUUUUUAAGGUUAACAUCUAUUAUAAGAAACUUUAAUUUAGAAGGCUAAUUUUUUGCUUCUUGUAGUAUUCAUUUUUAGGAAACUUCAUAUUUUUAUGUGCAUUAAGUGCACUGGAGUAGAUGGUGGUAGUUUACCAGCAUGUGGGGGGAUGGCUGUUCCUGAUAAGCCCCAGGCCUUCAGCACUCACAAUAGCAAUCCUAUCUUCUGCUCGGGGUGACCAUGCCCCCAGGGGACUCUGCAGCAGGAGAGACAGGGCAACACCCUACGUUAAGGGUGACAGUUCCCAUGGUCAACUUAAGGUUUUCACAGGCCAAAGUUUAGUCAGUGUGGCUCUGAGGGUCUGGCACACACUUCCAGUGCCUCACAUUUUCUAGUAUAUGAACACUUCAUCCAGAUAAUAGAAUGUGAAGUAAGUUGUCCAGAACUCUCAUAAUUUACUUUGUAGGUCCUAAGUAUCUGCAGUUUUAUCACCAGUUUGUUAGUUGUUUCAGAGUGUUUUGCAAGGAACAAUUGUAGAUUAGAGAAAAGUAUUGAUACCUUAUUUUAUAUUAUGGGUUAAAAACUUAUUCUUUUCUUGAAUGACAUCCAUAACACAUAUAGAUUUAUAUAUAUAAAUAUGUAACCUUUAAAGCAUUUGAUGACAUUACAGCCUUCUUAGAUUCCGGGGGGUGGAUUUACAUUUUGUCAAAAUGCUCAUUGCCUUGUCCAGUGUAUUUGAUAUAAUAGGUUAAGACUGGGGAACCUGUUGUACAGAAAGAUACGUACGUUAUCUUGGAUUCAUUUGAAAUGAAUUUUGUGUAGGUAAUUUAAAUGGGAUUAAUGCCUUUAUUUAAGAUUACGUGGGUUUUGUCUUACUGAAAAUGAUGCCAGUCCCUCUCACCACAACUAUCAUAACUGUCGCUUGUUAGAAAACUGACUGGCUGAUCAUUGGGAAAUUGUACACAUCUCGUCAAUUUGGUCCAGUAGAGGUUAUUAGUAGUUCUGGUGCUCCUUAAUGGCACCUCCAUAACAGCCCUAAACAUGUGAUGUUUGUAUUUAGAGUGCCUAAGCUCUAGUAUUUUAGUAUUUGUGACAAACAGACAACCUUGGUCUUUGGGCAUCCUCCUCUUCUAGUUUGAAUACUUCAUAAGGCAGUUUCAUGUUGAUAUAUCAUAGAAAAGAGAAAUUAACAAGUUUUGUGUACAGUAUAGCAUAUUACUGUAUGGUUUCAGGAAGAACUGCCAAAUUAGUCAACAGGUCAUGCAGCUGGUGAACUUGAGUAACUGCUGCUGUUAUUCCCACUGACUGAGGGUGUCUGUUGGUCACGAUAUAUGAAGUAAUGUGACAUUGUUGCCCAAUGUUAGUUUUACCCUCACAAAACACUUAUAAAAGAGUUCAUUGUGGUACACAGACGUACUAGUACACGGAUGUAGUACCAGGAUGUAGUACACAAAGAUUGUAAGUGUACGUAUCUAUAUUUUUCUUGAGACUGUAAAUAUAAUUAUGAAUGUAAUAUUUUGGGUCAGUUAGGGUAUGUAAAGACUUUGUAAGAUAAUUGUCAUGUGUGUUUCAUGAUUAUAGGGGACACAAGUAUCCUAUACGCUAAAUGUUUCUGAACAUUCUUUGUUAGUAUUUGGUAGAAAAGAAUCAUGUUUCAUUGUCAUGCUUAAAAGAACACUUAAAUUUCUUCCCAGUCUUCAUAUUAGAAUUCCUGGAUUGUGGUAGUUAGAGGCCAUUAACUUUUUACAACUUAAGAAUUUCUCUUUUUCAAUGACUUUGCUAAAUGUUUUAAGGCGUUAAGGCUGUCUUUUGGCUACCUUUGUGCUUGGCAACUACAACACAUUUAACUUUCUUCUACUGAUUCUAUAAGUCUCACUACUACUACUAUAAGUCUGAGGUAAACUUGGAGGUAGUGCUAAUGAAAAAUCAAAGUUGUAUUUUCCAGCACGUUUGUGGUGGCCAAGAACUGGACAACCACUCUUGCUGCCAGCACCGAUAGCAGCCAGAUUAAAUUUUUCCACGUGCUCUCCGCUAUGUGAUUUAAAUGCCUAUUGUCCAUCAUGCAACUGUAGUUCAAGUGAAACACUGGUUUGUGUUUUAUUUUUGGUAUAGUUAAGGUCUAUGACCAUAGAGUGGUUACAUUACUUUUCAGUGGGCACCUUAGGAGGAGUCAUAGUAUGCUGUCCCUUUACUCAAGUUAUCCAGUGGUGUACCUCAGCUUAUCUUUUGUAUUUACACAUAUAAGGGUAUUCAAAAUUUCAGUGAGCUAGAUAGAUUUAAAAUAUAAAGGGACAGCUUGUUCCUAGGACAUACUCUGUUGCUCACUGAAUGCAGGUAUUAGUUCCUUAGUUUGCUAGGGUGUCAAAACGUUUACAGUAUAAUGGAAUAGUUUUUGAAGGAUUCUUUGAUUGACGUUAAUUUUAACCCUGUUUUACUUGAUGAAGACUUUGCUCUGCUGGUUAUUGAGUGCAUACUUCAUAUUUAAGUUAAAAUGUUGAUCAUUAGGUUUUCUUUUCCUGGUAGAAUUAUGGUAUUUCACAAGGUAUGAAGUUUAUGGUUAGAAGCAUAUACACUUUUUAAAGUUUAUAGUAAGUAAAUUUUGUUUGGGUACUAGAUUCAUAACCACAGCCAUAUAUAACACAAUAGCAAGGUAGCUGUGCUUGUUGACAUGGCAUGUGUCCAUGAAUUCUGUCUUUGAGUUUUUGGGUGUGUUGGUUUAGCAUUAUUCUACCACAAAUUCAUUGCACUUCGUAGCUCAAUUAAUAUGUUUGCUUUAGGUUGCAUAAAAUAUUCUAUUGAUUUUAGGGUAGCUAGGUAUGUGUCUACCCCUUAUUAUCUGUAAUGUGAUAUAAUAUUGCAGUGUAAGGGUCAGAUUUUUCAUCUUGAAGGAAUGGAGUGUACCCUUCAUUUUUUCACCUCCCAUUCAUACAUAAUCCAUAGGGAAGGGGCCUGUUUUCUUUCAAGCUCGCCAGUUAACCACAGUUUAUAAAGUUGAUUUUAAGUACAGACUGUGAUGACAUUAUGGAAAACUGUGGUAGUAUUCUUAGAACCCUUACGUACUUAGGUGCAAACAAUAUGAGCAUCUAUCUUUUUGUUGGUUGAUCUCUAAAGUGUAAAGACUUUGUAUCAGUAUGAAUUUCUAUCUCAAAGCCUUGUACAAGCAAGACUCGAAAACAGGCCCUGCUCUUGAUCACAUCACUCACAACAUAAAAUGCAACAGCAGUUCUGUAGGUGUUAUGUGGCUACAGAUUAUAAUUUUAUGUAUGUUGGAGUCCUGUAGUGGUUGUUGCAACUUCCCCUUACUCUCCCAUUCAUUUGGAUGGACACAGUAAGGGGUAGAAGAUGUCUGCUGUGGGAAACCAUAGAGAUUGCCAUCUGUUUAUAAAGGAAGAAAAUAGCUUUUAUUAUUCAAGAGGUACAUGUUCCCUCACAAACUGUUGAGGAAUAAAAAACCAAAGAUUAACUUUCCAUUUGUUUUUUCAUAAAUCUUUCAGAUUCUGCCCUUAUUUUAAAUUCCUGGGGUACAAAGAAUUUUACACAAGAUGGUAGUACAUAUCAAUUUUUAAGAGCCCCCAAGUUUAGAAAGUUAUGUCGUUGCAGUCAGAUUAACUAAUACAGAUAAUAGAGCCAAAGGGAAAUUAAAGUAUUUGUCACCUUGUAAAUUUAAUUGACAGCUUUAAAAAUCUGUUUUCAACUUAUAAGAUUACUGGCAUCCAUCGCUAUAAGAUCUUGAAUUUUCUCUACCAAAGUAUGUAUAAUACCUAUGAUUGACUAUACAAUCUGUGUGAUUGGUGGUGGAAUUAUGUGAUAACUGCUGCGCAGUGGUUAUGUGAUCAUGUGAUCACAAUGGCAAACAAGGGGAGAUGUUUCUUACCCAUGUUAUGUUUAGUUUUCCAGCAGUUGAGUGUGUCCAUAUGCUUUCUCUGUGUUUCACCAGCUGUAAAGUGUUUGUUUCAUCUUAGACAUUAUUCUGUUACAGUUAUAAUGGCAUCUAAGCAUAGUGGAUGUGAGUAACAGUGCCCAGGGCAAAAGGAAAAGCCUUACAUUAAAAUGUGAAGCUGGACAAUCUUAAGCUUCAUGGAUAAGGACAAGGAGUGAAAAACAUGGCACACUACAUUUUUUUUUAAAUAAUCACUGCAAAUAAACACUCGAGUUUGUU